Corvus hawaiiensis (hawaiian crow) is the source of this 4600-nucleotide messenger RNA. It is a transcript of the gene GJA9, whose product is annotated as gap junction protein alpha 9. Lineage: Eukaryota; Metazoa; Chordata; Aves; Passeriformes; Corvidae. Gene Ontology annotation, biological process: cell communication. The record is from RefSeq and is a predicted model, not a curated record. The transcript has 2 exons. Gene Ontology annotation, cellular component: connexin complex. The coding region runs from base 1228 to 2757 and encodes 509 amino acids.
AUAAACUGCUUAUAAUGUGUAAAUUUACUCACACAGAUGGAAGAUGGCAGGGAUUGUAACUUUUUACUGGACGUCGCAGAUGUUUAGUUUUACACAUUUUUGUAAAGAAAGGGUGAAAAUUAAUCCCAUUUGAAGAGAAAAUGCUAUGCUAAAGCACCUUUAUCCUAAAAAAUAUCACAAUAAGAUACUAUUCUACUGAAUUGUGCUGUACAUACAAUGAAAAGGUAAAUCUACAGGUGUUUUCUUGUCCCCAUACAUAAGAAGAAUUGUGUUACAAUUGUAUAUGUAUACAAUGAUGUAAAUAUUGAAAAGGAAUUUAAAAUCUUGUCCAUGAUGUAGUAUCCUGUUAAUGGAGGAAAAAACAUAUGAAAGAAAGGUGAGUUGUACAAUUACACACCUAUAUUACCAGUUUAUCUGUAUUCAGAAGACAGUCAUUUAGGAAAAUGCUGGUAAAGAAUUUUUGUGUAAAUAAUUUAUUUUUCAAAGAGUUGUGGCCAAAGAUAGUAAUGCUUGACACUUAGGCACUCUACUCACUAUUUCAAAUGCAGGUAUCAUUGAUCAGAGGAAGCUAGACCAAUUACAGCAGUUCUAUUUGUUUAUUGUUGACAUCCAUAAACAAAAAGGAAAUGUCUGCACGAAAUGAUAUGCCUAAACAUGUAUUUUUAAUUAAUAAUGAUAUUUUUGUGAGAUGAUUUAUUCCCUCUUGAACUGCUUUAUAUAACUAAUUUUCUCUGUGAAACGGUAAUUAGACUGCCAUAAUUACAGCUGUGACAUGGGGCUUGGAAUAUCCAAAAAAGAGGACAAGGAAAUAUUCCUGUACCUUGAUAAGUGUCCUAAAUAUAAAUGUCCUGCUCUCACACUGCUAUUGGAUGAUGAUUCAAAUGGAUUGCAUAAUACUCUUAAAAUCCUGCUACAAGUCAGGCACUCUAGUUUCCACUGAUCUGAUGCAGACUGAAGGUGUUUAAUAUCUUGUAGUGAUGUGCUUAUCAGGAUAUUAAUAAUAAAGUAGACACAGGCAGAUGAUGCAGCUUUCCAUCUCGUAGGUGAAGAAAAUAAUACCUAGAUUGUCAAUAAGCAGUUGGUAAUGUUGCCAUCGUUGCAAUGUGAGAUACGAUAGUUUUUCCCAGUGCUGUUUUUUUCAUAAUACAUUAAGGAAGGAAUGCAGCUUUUACAAUGUUUGAUACUUUUUUAUCUCAUGCAUUUUAGUGUUAAUAUGGCAGAAUAACCAUGGGAGACUGGAAUUUCCUUGGAGGCAUUUUAGAGGAGGUCCACAUUCAUUCCACUAUUAUUGGAAAGAUUUGGCUAACGAUCCUCUUCAUAUUUCGAAUGCUGGUCCUUGGAGUGGCAACUGAGGAUGUUUGGAAUGAUGAACAAUCAGAAUUUAUAUGCAAUACUGAGCAGCCUGGUUGCAGAAAUGUCUGCUAUGAUGAGGCCUUUCCCAUCUCUCUCAUAAGAUACUGGGUCUUGCAAGUUAUAUUUGUGUCUUCUCCUUCCUUGGUGUAUAUGGGUCAUGCCUUAUACAGACUAAGAGCCUUGGAAAAAGAGAGGCAAAAAAAGAAAGCUCAGGUAAGGGUGGAACUUGAAAGCACUGAAUUAGAAAUGACUGAAAAUCGUAAAAGACUGGAGAGAGAACUCCGGCAAUUGGAUCAAAAAAAGCUAAACAAAGCACCCCUAAGAGGCUCUUUGCUCUGCACUUAUGUGAUACAUAUUUUCACAAGAUCUGCAGUGGAAGUUGGCUUUAUGAUUGGGCAGUAUCUUCUUUAUGGCUUUCACUUAGAUCCUCUUUAUAAAUGUCAGAGAGACCCAUGUCCAAACACAGUUGACUGCUUUGUAUCUAGACCAACAGAAAAGACGGUGUUUAUAUUAUUCAUGCAAUCAAUAGCGACUGUAUCAUUGCUUUUAAAUAUUCUAGAAAUUACCCACCUAGGAUUCCGAAAAAUUAAAAUGGGUCUCUGUGAGCAGAAUAAAAACAAGGAUGACUCUGACAAUUUCUAUAUAAACAAAUCUAAGAAAUACUCUUUGAUACCGCACUCUUCUUUUGGAAUAUCCACCACGCCUCAGAAAACGCUUCCUUGUGCACUUAGUAGUUACACCUUUUUGAUGGAGAAGCAAACUGACACUAUGCUUUACCCAGUUUUAAACUCUCCUUCUAUGUUUCGGUCUGCGCAAAAUAACCGUACAAAAAGCAGCAGCAAUUACACCCAUUGCAAUCAGGAAAAUAAAUCUCCAAAGAGGCCAGCUACAAAUGCUUUAGACAGUCAGACUCAAAAUACUAGCACAAGUAAUAACGAAGGCUUUCUUGGUGAGCUUUGGACUGAAACGCAUGAUGCACAAAAAGAGGCUGAAAAGAAACAUUUUCUUUUUGUUACUCAGAAUGCAAAUACAGCUUCAAACAUGUACUUGAGAAGCUUUGCUGAGAUGCCAUCUCAAACUUCAUUGCAACCUGAUACAACUUUCUCUAGUACCAGUUUUAGACGACAGGCAAUGGUUGGGAGCACAGGAGCACCAACAAAUUCUCUUCCAAAGAACAGUGACAGAAGACAAAGCAGUUUCAGUGUAAACAAAGCCAAAAUUCCUUACAAUGCUGAUGUAAAAAAUUCCAGCCUACCAGACACUUCUGAUUCUAUGGGGGAGGUGAGCUCAGAAUCUACACAAAGCAGAGUCUGGAACAGUCCUAAGCUUUUCGCACUGUCUAGGCAACUGUCACUGUCAAGUAAUGCCAGCAAUAAGCGUGCCCCCACUGAUCUUCAAAUAUAGUGUGAGUUAACCCAUUAGCUGCACUAACCAAUGCUGGGAUAAUUCCCGAACAGAGACAUAACCCAGACCUGUGUGUAAGUGUAGCUAAAUUAUUCAACUUUAACCAGCUGUUUACACAGAUAGGAAAGUUGUGUAACCCUCUGAAUAGUAGCUAAUUUUAAACAGUCUCUUUAUCUUUACUUCUUUUGUAAUGAAAACGUGGCAUACACUUCAGUGUAUAAACUUCUACCCUCCAGCUAAAAAGGAAAACACAUAUCCUCUCAAUCCACAUAUUAGGAAAAGUCAGGUAUAAAAUCACAGCUGAUACUAUUUAAACUGAAUGAAAGUAGAAGAUAAAAUUUACAGUCUAACAAUAUUUCUUACAAAGACCAGUAAAUCAAAUUAGGCUAAAGACGGCAUUGGUGCUCUCAAAAAAACUUACUGGUAAACAUGUUUCCUGUUAUCAGUCUGAGAAUUCAAACAGACAUUUGAUAGCUGUCUGAAAGCAGCAUGUCAAACAUAUUCCACUGUUCAAACUGUGUUAAAUACAAAAAGAAAAAACACUUGAAAAUCAGAUCGCUAAUUCUUUGACUCCAUGGUACACCUUUUUUUUCCAAUGUAUCGCCACUGAUGUCCUCAGCAGAAAAAUCAAAGUGAAUUUCUCAUAGUCUAUUAUCAGAAUUCAAUACACCACUACAUUUUUAAAACAUUGUGAAUUACAGACGUUGUGAGCUUUAAUUAUGACAUUUUUCGUAACACUAAUGAAAUAGCAAAAUCAGAAAACAAGUUACUGAAAUUUAAUAAUCAGAUAUUUUGAAUUUCACAAACCAGAAGGCUUACUAUGGAAAAUAGAAAAAAAACAAAACCAAAAAGAGAGAACAAAAAAAAGCAAAUAUGGUAGUACCUUCCUGCUUUCAGUUACAAAUGUCAAAAGACACAUAGGAGGUUUAUCAAACAGGAAAACGACUCCUUUCCUGUUUGUCUCUCCCCCAAAUUCUGAUAAACUUUUAAAUCAAACAAAGCUUAUACCUGCUUAGGAGGAGCAUUUGUGUUUAUGCUUUUUAUGGGAAUAAUAAAAUAUUAGGACAUUCAUCCACUUGCUGUUCAGGUCCAUAUAGUGUAAAGGAAGUUCCAUGAAACAUCUUGAAACAAUAAAGGAGGCAAAGAUGAACAAAAUACUAUGGUGCAUUGUAAUCAAGCUUUCUAUGUAUGAAAUACAUUUAUUUGAGUUCCACAGCACUGAAACACUGUAAAUACUUGGUGAGGUGGUCACAGCUGGAAUGCAUUAGUAUUUUUGUGUGUAUUUUUUACUAGCGCAUUUGACAUACUAUACAUGUACUGAAAAAAUAAUUUGUGAGAGGUAGCAUCAUGAUGCUACAGCACAAUUAAAUUCUUAAAGUGCAUUGUCACUAUGCUUACCAGACAGCCAUGUUUCAGAUUGACUGAAAACUGUAUAAUACUAGCAUAAAAGGAGCCAUAAAACAUAAAAAGCUUUUUGCUUGUAGCAGCAACAUUAAUUUGGUCCUGUCCAUGUAAGAAAUACACACUAUUAAAACUAUUCACUGUAGAUUUCUCUCCAGCAAGUAUCCUUUUCAUCUCUAGUAUUGUUCUAUGUAUAUACAUAAAUACAGCCCUAUGUAAUUGUGUUUACACUAUAAAAUUUAAGAUUGCAUAAUGUACUGGAAUGUACAUAAAUAUAUAGUGUGAUUUAGGCAAGUUAGUGCUGCUGCUGUGGCUUUGAUUCUUGCAUUUCUUGAUCUGUAAGAUUCUGUGGGCAAUAAUUGUUAAUGCUUGUUUUGCAUUUGAUCUCUCCAUAAUAAAAAGCCUAGUAUUUAACGCAGUCUGUUCCUGCUGUCUAAAUCAC